AAAACACAUCAAUGUCUGACUGAUAAGAAACUGAAAUGUUGCUUUUUCAACUUACAUUUAGCAUGUGGCUUACUAACGGUCCUGCAGUGGUAGAUUCUCAGAAGCAGGGGCCUGAAAAACUUCGUUUAAAAAACAGUAACAACCCAUGUUCUGGAAGAUUAGAGGUAUUGUAUAAUGGCCAGUGGGGACUCGUUUUCCACAGUAAAUGGAGGCAAACAAACAGUGAAGUUGUCUGUAGACAGCUGAGAUGUGGUAGUGAAGUAACAACACAGUUUGGUCUCAACUUUGAUUCUGAAUUGCCAAAUAAAAUCUUUGAAUCGGAUGUCUUCUGCAAUGGUGAUGAAGAAUCCCUUUCCAGAUGCUACAAAAAUAACUGGGAAAUCAAAACAAAUAUUUCCAUCUUUAAUCAUGUUAACAUAAAGUGCUCAGAACAAGUGUCCUUAAGUCUUUCUGGUGGUGAUCAUCCCUGUGAAGGACGAGUGGAGAUCACAUACAAAGAGAAGAAAGGAAUCAUUUGUGACAAUAAUUGGGGUAUAAAUGAAGCAAAUAUUGUAUGUAAGGAAUUGCAGUGUGGAACUGCAGCAUAUGCUUACAAAGGUGGAGAAUAUGGCAAAGGUCCAGAUAAGGUUUGGAUUAAUACAUUAAACUGCAGUGGAAAUGAAGAUUUUAUUUGGCAUUGUGGCAAUAAAGAACAGAAAAUAUGUCAGUCUAAUGAUGUCAGUGUGGUUUGCAAUGGCAUGACGAAGGUGAUGUUGGAUGGGGAUAACACAAACUGUACUGGGACACUGACAGUUUUGGAAGAUGGUAAAUGGAAGCCAUUGAGUACUGCUAAGUACACCUUUAAAGAUCAAUCUACUAAUUGUUCACAGAAGAAAUGUAAGGUUGUAAGUAAGAACAGCAGCUUGGAGUCUGUCAGUCUUACAUGCUCAGAAAAAUUGAAAGUGUCUUUAUGGAAUGAACGGGACACUACCAAGGAGUGCUAUGGCACAGUUUAUGCAUCGACCAAUCAUACAACAAUGCCAGUUUGUUCCAACAAAUGGGACGAACUUGAUGCAAAAGUAGUUUGUAAGGAGCUUGAAUGUGGCACGGUUAUUUCUUUUGGCCUAGCCCUAAGAGAGGAAAAUGGAAUACGUGACUACUUUCGCUGCACUGGCAAUGAGUCAGGUCUGUGGGAGUGUGGUUCCCAGCCUGCACCGAAAGAGCCUUGCAGACCAGCCACUGUGGUGUGCAAAGAAAGUGUGAAGUUACGCUUUGCUAAAGGAGAUGCCUGGACAUGUGCUGGAAGAAUAGAGGUGUCUGUGAAGGGUAACUGGGAAUCAGUAUGUAACGAUAAGCUUAAUCUUAUUAAGCUGUGCAAAACACUGGAAUGUGGCAAUGAAAUUAAAAAAAAGGAUGUAUUUGGAAAAGGUGCAAGAACAAAUCAGGAUAUCUGUACCUUUAUACCAGAGCUGUGUGAAAAAGACCCGAAGAUGUUGUACAAUAGCGAUGAAGACAUUGGCAUCAUUUGUCAAAAGCACAAGAGGCUACAACUGUCUGAAGGCAACAGCUCUUGCUCUGGCCUUGUUGAGAUCUUUCAGGAUGACAAAUGGAAAAGACUGAAAGGAGAUCUAUGGGACCUUUCAGCUGCCACAGCUGUAUGUCGGCAGCUGCAAUGUGGAACAGCCCUGAGUAUAGAAAGAAAGGAAGAAAAUAGCACAGUGCCAUUCUGGAAUGAGACCUUCAGAUGUACUUCUAAUGAAAAAUCUUUAUUUGAUUGUCAAGUAAUACAAAAUCAUCUUAAACAAAAUAUGUCUGCUUCAGUGACAUGUUCAGGUACAGUGUCAGUGAGACUUGAUGGAACAAUGAGUAACUGCUACGGAUAUGUGGAGGUGUGCUUUGGAUCAACUUGUCACCCUCUUUGUUCAGACAGCUGGAGUAAAGCAGAAAGUCAAGUGAUAUGUCGAGAACUGAAAUGUGGUGAUCCAGUAGAGGUGAACACAUACACAGAAACUGCCCAAAAGGGGCAAUCUUUGAAAUCUGUCCACUGUAACGGCGAUGAGAGGUUUUUUGGUCAUUGUCUCUUUAUGGAUAAUGCUACAAAAUGCCAAAAAAAUAAUAAGGCAUAUGUAGUUUGCACAGAGAGUGUGAAGCCUCGAUUGGUGGAUGGUGAACACCGCUGUUCUGGAAGAGUGGAACUCUUUUACUCUGGAACCUGGCAGUCAGUGUGUAGUAAACACUUUAAUACACAGUUCGGAAAUGCAUCAUGCAAGCAGUUAAGAUGUGGUGAAUAUGAUCAGCAUUUUACUUAUGUCACCAACAAAGAAAAAAGUGCAUUACAAAUUAAAGACUGUGCUGAGGACGUUAAAACACUCUCUGACUGCUUACAGAUGAGCCAGCAGUCCUGUGGUGCCCCCAAUCUUGGUCUACAGUGUUCUGAAAAUAUGGACAUAAUUCUUCAGGACUCAAGUGGCAAUAACCCCUGCUCUGGAAGAGUGAUGAUAAGGUAUCAAAAAAGACUGAAGCCAGUGGUCAGUAUGGGAUGGACAAUAUCAGAAGCAACAGUUCUUUGCCGACAGCUGCAUUGUGGAAAGCUAUUAGAUGUGAAAGAGGAAACUGAGAACUUUCACAAUUAUAAAAACUGGAUGGAAUUUCAGUUUAAAUGUAAUGGCAAUGAAAGCAGUAUCUGGGAUUGCCAAACUUAUACUCAGAAUCUCAUCUUUAAUACGCCUGUCUAUGUGACUUGUACAGGUAGAGAAUAUUUUUAUUAAUAUGCCAAAGGAGUUAAUAUUUAAAAAAACUGUACCACUUUAAACAAUUGGUAUAUCUUUAUUAAAGCAGGAACAAUGUUGAUUCAUGUUAUGCAUUUUCAAAAUCUUCUAAUAUUAAGUCAAAUACAGAACACAU
This is a messenger RNA of Erpetoichthys calabaricus (reedfish), 2883 nucleotides long. RefSeq names its product scavenger receptor cysteine-rich type 1 protein M130. The record is from RefSeq and is a predicted model, not a curated record. The transcript has 12 exons. NCBI's taxonomy places the organism in Eukaryota, Metazoa, Chordata, Cladistia, Polypteriformes, Polypteridae. Gene Ontology annotation, cellular component: membrane. Bases 36 to 2747 code for a protein of 903 amino acids.